UGUUAAUGUGCCGAGGGAAGGCAGUGCAGGAUUUCAAAGGCCCAGAUUGUCGCUUUGUAAAUUUUAAGAAGGGAGAAGCUGUGUACGUAUAUUACAAACUAAUAGGAAAAUCAACCGAGCUUUGGGCUGGAAGUGUUGGAAGUGAUUUUGGAUAUUUUCCAAAGGAUUUACUUGAAAUAAAUCAUAAUUAUUCCAAUGAGGAGCUAGAAUUACCAACAGAUGAAACGGACUUUGUUUGCUUUGAUGGCGGAAGGGAUGAUUUUGAUAAUUAUAAUGUGGAUGAGCUUUUGAAGUCAUUGCAAGAGACGAUAGCAAAUGAAGGGGAAGCUGAAUCAAGUGAUCCAGGAACAAAACCAGCUGAAGGAACUGAAAGGGCUGAGGAGACUGAACAGGUUCCUACAGUAAAAUCCCUUGAUGCUUUGGAGACAGGCAAUCUUGAGCUAAGCACAGAAGAAGAUGAGGAAGCCCUCGCCAUCACAGAGGAAGCAGACAGUUCUCUUACAGAAGGAACUGAAAACACUGGGGAAGACUCCAGUGUCAAUAGUCACAAAGAAAACACUCAGGGAGAUCAAAUUGCACAUGAGCACUUGAAAGGAAUGCUACAUGGGAAACUAAAAGGGCUAGAAAGUGAAAAUACCAAAAACGCUAGUAUUCCUCAGGGUGAAACCAGUCAACUUGACCAAGAGAAUGAAGAAGUCAAUGCCUAUACGCUUUUAAACAGAGAGCUCUCUGUGAACUUGAAAACAAAAUUUGGCUCAACUGCUGAUGCUGUUGUGUCAGAUGAUGAAGUGACUCGCCUUGUUACAUCGCUGGAAGAUGAUUUUAAUGAAGAUUUGAGUGUUGAUGCUCAUGAUGCAGAGGAGGAACCAGACUUUGCAGAUCAGUCUGAAGAAAUCCCGUUGCUGUCUUUUAUGACAGAGGAAGAAAUUACAUCCCCAGCGGAUCUAGAAGAUGAUGCAAAUGAUGACUUUGAGUCACAAAAUCAUGAACCUGAUGAAGAUGCAAAGGGUGCUACAGAGCUAAAUAACCAAAGAGACAGUGAGGAAGAACCCGAUUCAGAUCCAUUUAUUCUUAAUGAUGCCUUCAGUCAGAGCAAGAAGUUGAGUGACAGUGUAAAUGUGGAUGGGUCCGAAUCUAAACAAACAAAAGAGAAGCAGGAUGAGGUGAUGCUGGUUAGUAAAAGAGAAGCACCAGCAACAGCUCAACCUGAGGGUCUCUCCAAAGAACUCCUUAGAAAGGAACUUGUAGGUACAGGUGAUCUGGGUUCAAAAGAAAAAGCAAACCAAACUGAACAGUUUGAAGAGCAGCUCAUGGUUGAUGGAACUGAGUCUCGUACUGAAGAGCUGAAGAGUACAGCUGUGCCUGAUCCUCAUGUUUUGCCUAGUCCAGGAGAUGAUCUGGAGUCCAAAUCAUUUGUUAAAAGCAAGCAAGAUGCUUUAAAACCAUCUGUUGGUGAUAUCAACAAAAGUUCAGAAAGAGUGCCAUUUGCUCAAAUAGAGAAAGAUGAGAAAAAGUUUGAGGAUGACACCUUGGAAGAGGAGGUCCUGAAAAGUGACUUAAAGCACAAAAAGUUAUGGGAAGAAACAAAGGAGAAAGGAAGAGCUGAGAACAAGCCUUCUGUUGAUGUUCCAGCCAAACCAGUGGAAGAGGUAAAAAAUGCAUCUGAAAGUGACUUAGGAGAUACUGACUUCUUGAAAGAGAAACUGGAGCAUGGAGUGCCCACUCUGGAGAAAGAACUUCUAAGACAUGAAGAAGAUUUGGAACAAACAGGGGAGACGGAUCCUGAAAAUCAAAAAACCACCUCUCUUAACAAAGAACCUGAAAUAAAAAGGGGAACCAUGAAAGACGCCCCUGCAAGGGAGGAAGACCCAAGCCAUAGAGGAGCUGUCAAGCAACCUAGGCCAUGGGAAAAUAAGACUGACUAUUUGGAGGCAGAUGUGAAAGAAGAGUUUUCAAGAAAUCUUGGUAAGAUGACAGUAUUUGAAGAAAGCAUCAAGAAAAGUUCCCCUGAAGAAAAAUCAAAAAGCACUACACAGAAUACUGAUACAGAGAAUCUUACUCAGCAAAGAACUGCUCGUACUGAGGAUGCAGAUUCAGACAGAGAUCUUGGCACAAAUUUAGCUAAAGAAAGAACACUGAGACCGGAAUUGCAAUCUGAAGAGCCAGAUGCUGAAGACGACCCCGGCCUGAAACAAGUAGAGGAAGAGCUACUGGAAGACGAGAAUGCUGCAAGUGCAAAGCUGUCGCAAGGAAGGGCUGCAAAUGUACAGGGUGAUACACCAAAUACUAAAAGUACAAGCCCUGAAUUAGAAGUACUAGGUGAAGCUGUUUCAGGAUCCGCAAGCCCUACUUAUGAAACGGGAGAGGAAACAAACACAUUUCCUAAGGAGGCUGAGAAAAAGUUUGGCAUGCAAGGUGCUGGCGAGACUGGGAACAAAGAGGUUGACAUACCAGUGACUGGAGAUGCUAAAUUGGAUGAGAUGGAACAUGUCGUAGAAGAUGAUGAUGAGUUUUUUGAAGCUGAGGAACCAUCAGCUGUGGAAGAACAUAAUUUCCAGUCUCCUGACACAGAAGACAAUUACUUUAACCAAAGGAAAGAUCAUCUCCCAGAGGGCCUUUCACAAAAAGGCUCAAGAGAGGGGCAAAAUUUAGAGCAUACAAGAAAUGACCACCAGCAGUCUGUGCAUUUCCCCAGCCCUGCUGACAGCUCAGCAGCCACGAAUGACACUGUAACAGACUUCAGUGAGUCUGUGAAGCGGCUCACAAUAAUGAGAGGUUUUCUUGAUGAAAAGCGUCUAAUGCGCCUACGGAAGUACCUUGGGCUUCAGCACGUGGUUAGGAUAGAAGCUAUGUUUCACGACAUGAAGGUAGAGAUGGAGCUUGCUCGGAAGGCAAGCCAUGACAACGAAGAUAGAGAAAAAGCUUUGGACCAGAUACUUGAGUUUUCAGAAUCGAGCAUUAUGGAUGUUGUAGGAAAAAUUCUGGAUUCCAGAGUGGCAGAAAAUAAAGAGGAGGUGGUGAAAGAGAUGGAUUUGUAUGAUGAGGAGAGUGCACUGAUGGAUGAUAUUCAAGAACUAAUAUAUUCUUUAAGGAGUAAAUAUUCAUCUGCUAGUGAGAGUGUCCCACUUGCAUCUGUUCCAGAACAGGAAGACGAUCAGCUGCACAUUCAAGAUGGUGCAAAAGAGGCUGAAUAUGACAGAUUUUCCGUCAGAAACCCAAAUGCCAUUGAUGAGAGCAAUCAGGAAUUUCAGCAACUCGAAGAUAAGAGGCCGGAACAGCCUGUUGAGAAGGAGAGGGCUGUCAACAUUCCACCUGGGCAUGAAGAAGCCAACUUCUCAGAUAAUAGGGAAGCCGAAGAAUGGUACGAUAGUGAAAGAGGAUCGCUACUGGAAGAGACUUCCUUUGGGUCAGUUGAUUCAGGACAGAGUGCCAGGGAAGAUACUGCUGCAG
Molecule: messenger RNA, 3450 nt
Organism: Leptosomus discolor (cuckoo roller)
Lineage: Eukaryota; Metazoa; Chordata; Aves; Leptosomiformes; Leptosomidae
Source: RefSeq, a predicted model, not a curated record